GCCGCGCUUCCCAGCGAGGCCGCCGGCGCGGCGGAGGGCUGUGCUCGCCCGGGUCUCCGGUGUUGCAGACACCCCGCGCCCGCGCGGCCCCAUCCGGUCAACAACGGAAUUGAAGUUUUGAAGGAUGGGUAAAGACUUUCGUUAUUAUUUCCAGCACCCCUGGUCUCGCAUGAUUGUGGCUUACUUGGUGAUCUUCUUUAACUUCUUAAUAUUUGCGGAGGACCCAGUUUCUCAUAGCCAAACAGAAGCCAAUGUUAUUGUUGUUGGAAACUGUUUUUCAUUUGUUACAAAUAAAUACCCUAGAGGAGUUGGCUGGAGGAUUCUGAAGGUGCUUCUAUGGCUACUGGCCAUUCUCAUAGGACUGAUAGCCGGCAAAUUUCUGUUCCAUCAACGUUUGUUUGGUCAGUUGCUCCGGUUAAAAAUGUUUCGAGAGGAUCAUGGGUCAUGGAUGACAAUGUUCUUCAGCACAAUUCUGUUUCUCUUCAUAUUUUCUCACAUAUACAACACGAUUCUUCUAAUGGAUGUGAACAUGGGAGCAUAUAUCAUUACAGACUAUAUGGGCAUCCGAAAUGAAAGUUUCAUGAAAUUAGCUGCAGUAGGGACCUGGAUGGGGGACUUUGUCACAGCCUGGAUGGUCACUGAUAUGAUGCUUCAGGACAAACCCUAUCCUGAUUGGGGGAAAUCCGCAAGAGCUUUCUGGAAGAAAGGAAAUGUUAGGAUCAUUUUAUUCUGGACGGUUCUCUUUACUCUGACUUCUGUGGUUGUACUUGUCAUUACAACUGACUGGAUCAGCUGGGACAAGCUGAAUCGGGGGUUUUUGCCCAGUGAUGAAGUUUCCAGAGCAUUCCUGGCUUCUUUUAUCUUGGUCUUUGACCUCCUUAUUGUAAUGCAGGACUGGGAAUUCCCACAUUUUAUGGGAGAUGUUGAUGUAAAUCUUCCUGGGCUGCACACUCCUCACAUGCAGUUCAAGAUUCCUUUCUUCCAAAAGAUCUUCAAGGAGGAAUAUCGUAUUCACAUAACAGAAGCAGACAGCUGAGUGACCACAUAAAGGAUGGCGUCUGUUCCCAAGCUGCUCAAAUGCACGUAGUGAAUGUGUGUGUGUUUUAAGGACAAUGGCUUAGGAUCCCACACCUGCUAUAUAAUAAAAACUGCUGAAGAAAUCUGUGCUUACACUACCGUCUGUGCUGCUCAGUAAAAAUAGCCCGAGCACAGAAAACCUGAACAUCUGAGGCCCACAAAAAACCUUUGCUUCCCAACUUGAAGGCUGGUUUUUGCUUUGAGCAUGAGGCGACCUUCCUAAAUUGGAGAAUGAGCUCAUGAAUAGGGAAGAUGCAGCAGGUUUCUUUUCCUAUUCAAAAUGAAUGAGGCCCAUCUAUUAAAUUCACUGGGUAAAUCAAUCAAUUUGAGUUCAGGUCACAUAGUGUGGUUUCAGAGUCCCCACUUAAUCUCUGCCGCAUGCUACCCUUUCCGACUUCUCAAACAGCUAUCACACACAUGGCAUCAUCAUAUCCCUCUGGGUGGGCUUUUGCCUGGACCAUCUGUUCUUGCUAUCAGCUCUUGUCCCAGGCCAUCAUGGCACUAAUAUUGUCUCUGAAUGAGUAUCAGAAUCCCUGUCAAAAAUAUACUGCUGCAGUGCAUAAUACCAGGUAAAGAGGGGGGUGGAAUAUUCAGAGGAACCCAUUGGUAAGGAAAAAAAUCAAGCUGUUAAAAUAUUUAAUUUGGGGUAUUUGGCAGGGCUUUGUCAUAUAUGCUAUCAUUUAUGGAGAGGGGCAGGUUCAGGUUUUGUGGUGCCCAAAGCUUACCCAAUUUGGAACACUCUAUUUAAGAAUAUAAAAGCAAAAUUACAACUAAAAAUUAUCUUCAGUGCCUGGGGAAGAGGACACACAUACAGGAGUCCUUGAAGCUUCAGUGUAAUUAACUUUGAGAUAAAGCCUCCUAUGCAAUUGUGCUAAAACCUUUAUUCCACCAAAUACUAUUUUCUAGGAACUUAAAAGGAUGAAAGACGGGCUAAGUUCUUGUAAUGGAGACUGCACAUUAAUAAAGUUUGUGAGAAGGUGGAAAUAUAUUGUAGUUAAGGUUUUGAUGCAGUGUUUGCCAAAUGAUGCUGAUAAGCAUACCAAUUGAGAUAUAUAUUUAUAGAUAUAUACAUUGUUGGGCCCCAUUCCUAAUAGUUCAAACUCAAGAAGUCUGAGCAAAGGCCAGGGAAUGGGACUUUUGAAAAGCGCCCCCAGGUGAUGGUCUUUGGGAACUGCUCCUUGGUGCUGGAAAAGCCACAGGUGAAACCGGGCUGUCCGCCUGCAAUGGGCCGUGCAAAUGAUUGGGUGCCUGGACCUGCCAGGGAGACCUCUGAGGAUUCUGGAGCUUAAAUCCAAAAUAAAAUAGGGUACAGGUGGGCUUUGGGGUGAAGAGUUCCACUGUAAACAGUUUAAACCCAAUUUGUGGUAGGUUGAUCAUGUGCCUCCCCAGAUCCGUGAUAAAAAUAUUCUAGGAAAAUGGUGGCAGGUUUGGAGGCUGAAAAAGGUGUAAACUGUCCCCCUCUUGUUUUGUUCUGUUACUCUUUGUUCUGUUCAUUGCAAAGAUGUGGCUGAGGACACUGAAGCAGCAGCUAGUCUCCUGUGAAGGGCCUUUUUCUUUAUCUGACUUUGUAAGGUAAUUGUUUCUGGGGAAACCUAGAUAAAAUUUCCAAAAAUAUGGUACAUGUCGUAUUUUAAUAUCCUCAGUUGUCAGUAGCCUGCAAAUUUCCAAGUCAACUACAAACACUAACUUGAUCCGCUCCUCCAAGUUCUGCUUCUUUUUGUAGGGAAACUCAAUGCUUUUCUUGAUGAGUAAAUAUAGUAUUAUCAGUGGGUUAUUAAGCAUGAAACUCUCUUAUAUCCAUGAGUGGUUCUCAAAUUUCAGUGUGUAUGAGGAUCACCUGGAGAGUUUAUUAAAAAGAUCCAUCAGCCUCCUGUCCAGAGCCGAUGCCUGAGGUUGGAGGUGGAGCCUGGGAUCCAGCCUUCUCUUAAGCAUCACCAG
This is a messenger RNA of Ailuropoda melanoleuca (giant panda), 3015 nucleotides long. RefSeq names its product transmembrane protein 117 (gene TMEM117). Gene Ontology annotation, biological process: intrinsic apoptotic signaling pathway in response to endoplasmic reticulum stress. Bases 125 to 1036 code for a protein of 303 amino acids. The record is from RefSeq and is a predicted model, not a curated record. The transcript has 8 exons. NCBI's taxonomy places the organism in Eukaryota, Metazoa, Chordata, Mammalia, Carnivora, Ursidae.